AUGGACGUACCGAAGACAUCCCCGGAAGUCGUCGUCACAAUCAUAUUCGGCAUCCUGCAGCUUAUCUUGGCACUCGUUUCCCUCUGGCAGCAGCACUACCUUCGUUGGACCAACUACUUAGAAGAAGACGAAGCACUCUUUGAGUAUGUUGAGAUGCCCUGGAGUUCAUACAGUCUACAGAGAUAUCAGCAGGACUUUGAGAGGACUGGAAAGUUGGUAGGGGAGGCUUAA
This is a messenger RNA of Fusarium venenatum, 231 nucleotides long. Lineage: Eukaryota; Fungi; Ascomycota; Sordariomycetes; Hypocreales; Nectriaceae. The record is from RefSeq and is a predicted model, not a curated record.